This is a messenger RNA of Prosopis cineraria, 660 nucleotides long. Its product is annotated as trypsin inhibitor B-like. Gene Ontology annotation, molecular function: endopeptidase inhibitor activity. The transcript has a single exon. Lineage: Eukaryota; Viridiplantae; Streptophyta; Magnoliopsida; Fabales; Fabaceae. The coding region runs from base 1 to 660 and encodes 219 amino acids. The record is from RefSeq and is a predicted model, not a curated record.
AUGAAGCCUACUGCAUUCCUUUCCUUCCUCUUCUUCCUUCCCUUCGCCUUUACCGCCACCGUCGUCUUGGCGGAGGUGGUGAUUGACUCCGACGGCGAUAUAAUGAGAAACGGGGGCACAUACUACCUGUCAUCGGCUGCUCCUAUCGGAGGCGGAGGCAUUUUACCUGAUACCAUAAUUAACCAGGGUGAUCCCAAAACCUGCUCAAUCGCUGUGGUUUCAAAAUUGAACACUGAAGGGUGGGAAGUAACUAUAUCUUCUCCUAUCAGAGCUGGCUUCAUCUCCACCACGUUUCCUUUGAACAUAUCGUUCCCUCGUUUAGGACGUAACGUCUGCACCGGCGAUUCAAGAGAUUGGGUCGUCAAAAAUUCCCUUCCUGUUGGUCAGCCUGUGAUGAUUGGCAGUGCAGAAGAAUUUGGCUCUGCUUAUGUUCCUGGUUGGUUCUUUAUCAAGACCCACGACUCAGAAAAGCAUUACUAUAAGCUCGUCUUCUGUGAGCAAGGAAAAGAUCGUUGUGGAAACAUCGGCGUCAAACUUGAUAAUGCAGAACGACGGCGUUUGGUUGUCACCGAUAAGAACCCACUGGUUUUUAAGUUUGACAAGUUUCACCAAAGCUUCGCCUCCGAUUUGUCUAUGGUGGUGUCAACUGGGAACCUCUAG